Porites evermanni is the source of this 2256-nucleotide messenger RNA. NCBI's taxonomy places the organism in Eukaryota, Metazoa, Cnidaria, Anthozoa, Scleractinia, Poritidae. The record is from the annotation of a GenBank genome assembly.
AUGGCUAUACAUGGCUAUAUAUGGCUAUACAUGGCAUUACAUAGCUAUACAGGGCUAUACAUGGUAAUACAUGGCAAUACAUGGUAAUAAAUGGCAAUACAUGGCUAUACAUGGCAUUACAUAGCUAUACAGGGCUAUAAAUGGUAAUACAUGGCAAUAUAUGGCAUUACAUGGGUAUACAUGGCUCUACAUGGCUCUACAUGGUAAUACAUGGUGAUACAUGGUAAUACAUGGCAUUACAUGGCUCUACAUGGCUAUACAUGGCUACACAUGGCUAUACAUGGUAAUACAUGGCAAUACAUGGCUAUACAUGGCUAUACAUGGCUAUACAUGGUAAUACAUGGCAAUAUAUGGCAUUACAUGGGUAUACAUGGCUCUACAUGGCUAUACAUGGUAAUACAUGGUGAUACAUGGUAAUACAUGGCAUUACAUGGCUAUACAUGGCUAUACAUGGCUACACAUGGCUAUACAUGGUAAUACAUGGCAAUACAUGGCUAUACAUGAGUAUACAUUGUAAUACAUGGCUAUACAUGGUGAUACAUGGUAAUACAUGGUAGUACAUGGCUGUACAUGGCAUUACAUGGCUAUACAUGGCAUAACAUGGCUAUACAUGGUAAUACAUGGCUAUACAUGGCUACACAUGGGUAUACAUGGUAAUACAUGGCAAUACAUGGCUAUACAUGAGUAUACAUGAUAAUACAUGGCGACACGUGGCAAUACAUGGUAACACGUGGCUAUACAUAGCAAUACAUGGCAAUACAUGAUAAUACAUGGCGAUACAUUGCAAAACAUGGCUAUACAUGAUAAUACAUGGCGACACAUGGCAAUACAUGGUAAUACGUGGCUGUACAUAGCAAUACAUGGCAAUACAUGGCAAUACAUGGUUAUACGUGGCGAUACAUGGCAAUACGUGGCAAUACAUGGUAGUAUAUGGCAAUACAUGGCAGCAAAUGGAAAUACAUUACGAUACAUGGCAAUACAUCGCAAUUCAUGGUAAUACAAGGCAAUACAUGGUAAUACAUGGCAUUACAUGGCUAUACAUGGCUAUACAUGGCUACACAUGGCUAUAUAUGGUAAUACAUCGCAAUUCAUGGUAAUACAUGGCAAUACAUGGUACUACAUGGCAUUACAUGGCUAUACAUGGCUAUACAUGGCUACACAUGGCUAUACAUGGUAAUACAUGGCAAUACAUAGCUAUACAUGAGUAUACAUGGUAAUACAUGGCUAUACAUGGUGAUACAUGGCAAUACAUGGUAGUACAUGGCUGUACAUGGCAUUACAUCGCUAUACAUGCUAUACAUGGCCACACAUGGCUAUACAUGGUAAUACGUGGCAAUACAUGGCUAUACAUGAGUAUACAUGGUAAUACAUGGCAAUAGGUGGUAGUACAUGGCUGUACAUGGAAAUACAUGGCUAUACAUGGCACUACAUGGCUAUACAUGGCUAUACAUUGCUAUACAUGGCUAUACAUGAGUAUACAUGGUAAUACAUGGUAAUACAUGGCUAUACAUGGUGAUACAUGGUGAUACAUGGUAAUACAUGGCAUUACAUGGCUAUACAUGGCUAUACAUGGGUAAACAUGGCUAUACAUGGUAAUACAUGGCAAUACAUGGCUAUACAUGAGUAUACAUGGUAAUACAUGGCAAUACAUGGUAGUACAUGGCUGUACAUGGAAAUACAUGGCUAUACAUGGCAAUACAUGGCUAUACAUGGCUAUACAUUGCUAUACAUGGCUAUACAUGAGUAUACAUGGUAAUACAUGGUAAUACAUGGCUAUACAUGGUGAUACAUGGUGAUACAUGGUAAUACAUGGCAUUACAUGGCUAUACAUGGCUAUACAUGGGUAAACAUGGCUAUACAUGGUAAUACAUGGCAAUACAUGGCUAUACAUGAGUAUACAUGGUAAUACAUGGCAAUACAUGGUAGUACAUGGCUGUACAUGGAAAUACAUGGCUGUACAUGGCACUACAUGGCUAUACAUGGUUAUACGUGGCACUUUAUGGCUAUACAUGGCUAUACAUGGCUAUACAUGGCUAUACAUGGCUAUACAUGGUAAUACAUGGUAAUACAUGGCUAUACAUGGCAUUACAUGGUAAUACAUGGCUAUACAUGGCAAUACAUGGCAUUACAUGGGUAUACAUGGCUAUACAUAGCUAUACAUGGCUAUACAUGGCGAUAUAUGGCAUUACAUGGCUAUACAUGGCUGUACAUGGCUAUACAUGGCUAUACAUGGCUAUACAUGGCUAUACAUGGUAA